Molecule: messenger RNA, 1735 nt
Organism: Portunus trituberculatus (swimming crab)
Lineage: Eukaryota; Metazoa; Arthropoda; Malacostraca; Decapoda; Portunidae
Exons: 3
Coding region: 1-558 (185 amino acids)
Source: RefSeq, a predicted model, not a curated record
AUGGGCAAGCUGAUGGAGGUGGUGGUCCCUGCUUCGCCGCACUGUGGUAUCAGCCGCCGUGGUGGACUAACGUGCUUCUCACUCCCGCCUCACGAUCGCCGACUCCCUCUCUCUCGCUCACUUCUCCACACACGAUCACCGCUCUCUUCCCCUCAGCGCCUGGCGAGCCGUGGAGAGCGUCGCCCUGCCUCCCUCUGCUCCUCUCAACGCAAGGAGGAAGGUCCCCGGACUCCAUUCUACUGGUGCCUGAGGGAGCGAGGAGUCCAAUCACACAAGUUCAGCCGCGGCAGGACUGGGGGGCUUCAUCAUGAGACUCGAACUUGCGUCAAUCUCCAGGCGGUGCUGCAUCGUUCCCUGCUCGGCCUUAAAAGUGUGUGCUGCGGAGAGAGCCCCGCGCCCUUGGCCCUCACCACUCCUUUAAGCCCCUUGCCGUCACGCCCACACGCAGGGACGAGCCGUCACUGGUGGAAUUACGACAGGAAUCAACGUUACAUAUCUUCCUCUCUGGGGUACGAAUGUUUGAUGAGCAAAGAACUGCCUGCAGAUGUAAAGAGGUGAUGUGGUCUUUCCCAGUGCCAAGGCUACGCGUGUGUUUUACCGUGUCGUAAACUGCCUGGCGUUUUGAAGGGAUUAAACUCGACAUCCCGCUCAGGUGACGAGUGGCGAGUGAGUUUGCAGUGAAGCGUUACAGUGAAGCCUUCUACCCUUACUUGUGGCAAAUAGUGGAGAAGUGAACUGUGAAAAGUAAAACCAAGUGACAGUGACAGUGACACGAAGCAGUGAAGAAGUGGACAGCGGUAAGCGAGAUUAAGUUGUUAGUGUACAGUGGGUGACGAAUAGUGAGGCCGAGAGUGACUGAGCAACACCAAGACGGAGAAGUGGAUGGAGAAGUUUGCGCCAACCUGCCUGUGAUCCUUCCAAAUACAGGGAGGUAAAGUUAAGACCUUGCAUUCUCCGGGGAAAUCUGUCAACGGGCAAACUUUGGGUCGCUCUGAACGCAGCCCUAAAAUAACGACACAAACACUGAAACCCAACACAGUAAACAGUUUCCACCACCAGAGACAGCACAGAGAGACGAAGAAACAAAUGAGAAACAAAAGACGCAGGAGAUCUCGCAGUAAAGACAAACAGGCAAAAAAAAAACAACCAAGCAGAGUAAACAACAACAGAAGAGGAAUUACAGGAAGGGAAACAAAUGACAAACAAAAAAGCGCAGUAGAUCGAGGACAAAUAAUUAACAGGCCACAAAGAAGAAAACUAAAACAAGUAAAUACAUCAGGAAAAAGAAAUAGAUAAAAACGAACAAGAGAAGAAGAAGGAAAAGAAAAUAAGGGUCAGGAUCAGCCAUAAGACAGGAGUAGCUUCGAAAAUUUUAUCCUUCUCAGACAUCAAACCUUUGAAAUCUGUGGCCGAACAACAAGAAGUAUUUUGACAGAAUUCAAUUAUUUUCUGACUUGUUGUUGUUGGUGUGUGUUGGUGAGUGUGUUAGUGUGUGUGUUGAUGGUGAUAGCAGUGGCCAGCGGAAACGAGAGAGAAAGAGAAGAGGAGAUAGAACCAAUAAUCUCUUAAAUUAAUGAAUGAAUACGUUUAAAUAAAGGGGAAAACGGUAGAAAUAUAAAAGAAAGGAAAGUAAAGAGAUAAUCAAGGAACGAGACUAAAAACACAAAGGAAUAGAAAGGAGAAAAGUGAGAUAAACCAAGAAUAAAAUCUAACAAAGACAGAUACAGAGAGGAAA